This is a messenger RNA of Cucurbita maxima (winter squash), 1883 nucleotides long. RefSeq names its product ureide permease 1-like. The transcript has 7 exons. Gene Ontology annotation, molecular function: allantoin:proton symporter activity; uracil:monoatomic cation symporter activity. Gene Ontology annotation, biological process: nitrogen compound transport. Gene Ontology annotation, cellular component: membrane. Bases 284 to 1573 code for a protein of 429 amino acids. The record is from RefSeq and is a predicted model, not a curated record. Lineage: Eukaryota; Viridiplantae; Streptophyta; Magnoliopsida; Cucurbitales; Cucurbitaceae.
AUGCUACUUUCCAGCCACGUCUAUGAGCUUUCAUUUAAAGUGAAGCAAUGCAUCCGUAACGACUCUGUGGCUUAUUUUAAUCCAUUUCCCCCAACUUUAGAAAUGUAUUAGUGAUUUGAUUCAGUUUUCUUCGAUCGAUUGGUUCAUUCGUUAUCCGUUUCUCUGUUAUUUGAAAUUUGACCUUAAACAUGGAAUUGCUUCGAUGAUCGAUCUCAUAUUAUUGAGAUUCGAUCUUGCUUAUAUGAGUUUAUUUGGUUUUGAGACUCCGAUUUAACUCGGUGAGAUGUCUGUGCUGUUUGUUUUUAUUUCUAGGGUGGAUUUUUCGUAUUCUUGGAGGUUGAAAAUGUAUAUGGUGGAGAGCAAAGAAGGUGCUAUAGCAUGUAUGCUGUUUGCGCUUUUCUUUUUGGGAACAUGGCCAGCGCUCUUGACUCUCCUGGAACGACGGGGGCGUCUUCCUCAGCAUACUUACCUCGAUUACUCCAUUACGAAUUUUUUAGCUGCUUUGAUCAUUGCUUUAACUCUUGGUGAGAUUGGAGAGAGCUCAUAUGAUCAUCCGAACUUUAGGCAACAACUUUAUCAGGAUAAUUGGCCUUCUGUCAUGUAUGCAAUGGCGGGUGGUAUAGUACUGAGUCUGGGGAAUCUUUCUACUCAGUAUGCUUUUGCUUUUGUUGGUUUAUCAGUUACAGAAGUGAUCACUGCAAGUAUAACAGUUGUUAUAGGUUCAACCGUGAACUACUUUCUUGAUGACAAAAUUAAUAGAGCUGAGGUACUUUUCCCCGGUGUUGCUUGCUUUUUGAUUGCGGUAUGUCUUGGCUCUGCUGUUCACUCAUCCAACGCAGCUGAUAACAAAGAAAAACUGCAAAGUUUGCCAGCGGAUGCAGUAAAAGGGUUGAAGACAACUGAUGUCCCUUCAUUUUCAGGCAAGGACUUGGAAAGUUCCGAUUAUCUUUCACAAAAGGCAAAAGCUGGGACUGCGAACUAUUUGGUUGAACUUGAGAAUAGAAGAUCCAUUAAGGUGUUUGGGAAGAGCACAUUAAUUGGACUGUCCUUAACUUUCUUUGCUGGUGCUUGCUUCUCUCUCUUCUCACCGGCAUUCAAUUUGGCCACAAACGAUCAAUGGCACACUCUGAAGGAAGGCGUCCCCCACUUGGCUGUCUACACCGCAUUUUUCUACUUCUCGGUCUCGUGUUUUGUGUUGGGCGUCACUCUUAACAUUAUCUUCCUUUACCAACCUAUACUUAACUUACCCAAAACAACAUUCAAGGCGUAUCUGAAUGACUGGAAUGGUAGAGGAUGGGCCUUCUUGGCUGGUUUCUUGUGUGGGUUUGGCAAUGGUCUGCAGUUCAUGGGCGGUCAAGCUGCUGGUUAUGCAGCAGCAGAUGCUGUGCAGGCACUCCCACUCGUGAGCACGUUUUGGGCAAUCCUUCUAUUUGGAGAAUAUCGUAGAUCAUCGAAGAAAACAUAUUCUUUGCUCGUGAGCAUGUUGGUUAUGUUUGCAGUGGCUGUUGUGGUACUAAUGGCUUCGGCGGGACAUCGAAAGGAAAGUAGAGUUGCAAAAUCUAUAGAACAGUGAAAAAGUACAGUCCAUGGCAAACGCCCUUAUAAUUAGGGACCGAUAAACUGAAAAAACAGCUAUUGCUUUGGAUACCAUAUUAAACCAAAACGAAAUGAACUCUAGGGCGACUCGAGGGCGAGCAUCGUGACAGCAAAGGUGUGGUUUGAAUCAGUUGUAAGAGGUAAUCACAGUUCUAAAUGUAAAUAAUGUAUACACAGUUUAUUAGAAAAGGAAUUGGUUUUCUGAGUAUCAUAGAAGUGGAAAACAUUUGUAUUUAUGAUACGAUUUUAACGUUUCUAUGAUAUUAUUAAAUUGGUGUGAUGCCUUU